ACGUUUGCCCUCGGGAUUGAGCUAAAGUAAGAAAAAUCUGUCCAAGGCUCAGCACAAAAGGAUCUUUUCAUUCCAGUGCUUUUCGCCCACGCAGGGGACCAUGCCUCUGGAGGUGGUGGUGGAACUCCAGAUCCGGGCGAUUUCUUGUCCAGGGGUGUUCCUUCCCGACAAGCAAGAUGUGUACCUUGGGGUGUACCUCCUGAAUCAGUACCUGGAGACUGACUGCUUUCCUUCGCUGUUCCCUAUUGUGAUUCAGCAGAGCAUGAGGUUUGAAAAGGUAUUUGAAAAUGCAAUAGAUCCUGGGGCUGUAGCAGAAAUUUUAGAAAGUUUCCUAACCAGGUUUGAAUUGAUACAGCUAGUAUCUCCAGCGUGGGAAGAGUUGGCCUGCUAUGAAGAAAACACACGAGAUUUUCUCUUCCCUGAGCCCAAGCUGACCCCUUCUCUCCCUGGGAUGUACAGGGAGGUGCUCAUGAAGACAUUUGCAGGUUUUCCAGGCAUUGCUCCCAAAAUAGAGUUUGCCACAAGGACAGCCAUCAGAGAAUGCGUGUUCCUGCCUAGAAACAGAUUUCUUGAAGAAAGAGACAAAUCAAGAAAGCCUUUAUCUACAUCACAGGGGCCAAUCUUCCCCUUACAUAACAUGAGGAUGAAGCCAAAGGACAGUAAUCUCAACCGAGUGCCCCAAAGCACGCAAUCCCGGGCCCCCUCGCCCUGCCCCUCCAGACGCUUCCUCCAGGACCAGCCGGCUCAACCGAGCCUCAGAAACAAUUUCAGAAUCUCCAGGGAAAGCAAACCCCCAUUUGUAGUUAGACAUGUGGACAGUGCAAAGCCUUUUGGUGAGAAUAUGUCAGAGCUUCCGUCCCGGAAGUCUAGGAGAAGAUCCAAGUUUUCAAACUCACCUUUUCCAGGGAGAAGAGCUGCUUCUCUUGACAGCCUUGCCGCUAACAUAAAGAACGAAUCACCAACGUCGAAGGCCCCGGUACCUACUUUACCAGUUAUCAAAGAGCCAGAUGAACGGAUUAUUUUAAGGAAAGAAUCACCAUCAGCUUCAGAUUCAAGUAUGUUCGGAAAACCGUCACCCAGUUACAGUAACCAAGGAGAUGCCGAUUUCCACCCGGAAGCUUCCUCUGCCACCUACCAGCAUUCCAGAUCGUCCGGUCGUCUUCUGGAUCAGCCCCUUCUUCGAGAAAGAUUCCACCUUUAUUCUCAGUCCACAUGGAGGAAGAUCCACGAAAGGGUGUGCAGCCUCCUGACAGCCCACAGAGCUCAGCAACACCUGAACAAGGGCCACAUGCGGUGUGUGACGUUUCCAAUUUCACAGGGGAAGCUGGAGGAGCAUCACGAACUCACUCAUCGAGUCCACUGACACGCCGUUUGAAAGAAAUGCACGACAGUGUUUGUUAUGUGUAUGGAAUCACCAGUGUCUCACCCCCUUUACAUCAAACCCUGUGCUCAGUCUUCUGUACUUCGGUAAGAGUCGUUGAUUAAAGUGUUCCUUGUGUGGGGCUCCUA
Molecule: messenger RNA, 1509 nt
Organism: Hyaena hyaena (striped hyena)
Lineage: Eukaryota; Metazoa; Chordata; Mammalia; Carnivora; Hyaenidae
Gene: SPATA6L
Product: spermatogenesis associated 6 like
Exons: 13
Coding region: 101-1363 (420 amino acids)
Biological process (GO): spermatogenesis
Molecular function (GO): myosin light chain binding
Source: RefSeq, a predicted model, not a curated record